UGCUGACACAGGUGCGUCAAACAAGAGUGAUUACCUUCGUGAGUCCUGUCAAUCACGGAGGACUCACUGACGCGUUUUAAUGCUUUCACCGCCCGUAAAUAAUUCGGUUUUACUUCAUAAUCGACUGUUGAACCAACUUUGCUGAUUAUGAGGGGGGAAACAACUGCGGAGAAUGAGGUGGAGGAGGAUCGUGGAGAGUCUGCUGCAUCAGGGGAAAGACCACUCAGCGUUGUGAAGCUACAACAUAUGCUGAAAAAAGUUUCCCAAAGUCCUUUUCAUAAUCAGUACAAGACUCUGGUCCCAUCAACAUCUGACUCCAGUGGAUCAUGUGCCAACGAUUCUCCAAACCAGCAGGAUGCUGGCGAACCCUCAGCUGCUGCAGAUGUUACAGAAAACCACCAGCUGCACUUUGGACAGAAUGGAGUGCAGGAACUGCCACAUUCAAGUCCUCAGAAUGGAGUCAGUGGGGGUUUGGCCAGAAGUAAUCCUUUUUAUAUGCAUUAUUUGGAAUCGACCAGCAAAGGCCAGGAAAUGGAGGACGUAGGGAGGGAAUCGUCAGAAGUAAACCUUGAUACCAUCUUUGUCCCUCCACCUGAAUUUCAGAGUUCACCUCUGGAUUUCAGAACUGAAAUUAAUACUAUGCAAAAUGGAGCCAAAUUUUCUGAACCUCAGAAGGAGCUGUUCCAGACCCUUACCACCAACCACACGGAAAGGCACUUCCAGAAUUCGACAUUGCCAAAAAACACAUCUGCCAACGGCCAUCUUCAUGAUGUAACCCUGAACUCACUGGACUUGUUUAAGCCAGUUAGUGCUGAAACACAGAACUUCUCCAAACCCUUGCAGUUGCAAAGCCCUGACCUGUUCAAAGACGAAGGGUUCAGUCUUUUCCAGACUGCUAAAGGAGAGGAUUUACUACAUGCUGAACGCACUAGGGAGGUGAACACCUUUGUAAACCCUUUUAAAUCUCCUUCAAGCAUGGAGGACGAUGUAUUCCGGCCUCCACAGCCUGUGGUGGUGAACCCCUUUCAUACUGCCACAACCAGUGAUGCCGAUUUGUUUCAAGCGGUUCCGUCUAAAAGUGGGGAACUUUUCCACAUUAGGAAAGACUCUUCUGUGAAAGAGGAUCCUUUUGGCAUGUCCUCUCAGCAAAAUCUGGAUGUAUUUUCACCAUCAUCUGCAAACUCAGUCAAUCCAUUCCCAAGCCCAAUUACAAGGGAUUUAUUCCAAGACCUUUCGAGUUCCGAUGACCCAUUCAGUACUACUCCGUCAAAACUCUACAACCCUUUCCAUGAUGUUUCAAAGGGGAGUCCAGACAUCUUCCAAUCGCUUCCCUCAAAGACUAGCAGCAACAAUAUAUUUGAGAUAACACCAGGCAGUACAGCCUCCGUGGGCCCAUACUCUACACCCUCACUCAACAGUCCCUCAGAACUGAAGGUGGACAUGUUGCCAUCCUCACCAGAUCUGUUUGGGGCAACGCCAUCAGAAUCUCAUCCUGCCGUCCAACCAAAAACCUCCGAAAGGCCAGAGGAUGUUGUCUUGACGACUCCUCUUGGAACUAAACAUGAUAUUCUUCAGCCGACUCCCUUCACCCGGUCCAGGAAUCUGUUCAUGUCACCAAGCCAGUCUCCUGCAGAGAUGACUCAUGUGUCGACCUUCAGACGUCCACCAAAGCCACUUCCUCGAUUUAGACCGCCAAGGAAAGAAAAGCCACUAGUGCCAGAAAAGCCACCUGUGCCAGAAAAGCCACCAGUGCCUGAAAAGCCACCAAAACCAGAAAAGCCACCCAUGCCGGCAAACUCUAUUGACUCUGAGCCAACUGUGUCUAAAACUUCACUUAAACCAACCCUGAGACCACUCCCAAAACCAGUUAUUCGCCGCAAACCAAAGACUCCGGAAAGUAAACCAAUAGACCAGGACAACUUUGUUGUCUUUCAGGACAUCCUCCUUCUGGGACAGGAAAGGUGUGUUGAAGACUGGCCUGAAGACAGCCCUCAACUCGACCCUGACUUCAAACCAUCUGGAACAUUUAGACUACGGCGAGAAUCACUGAAAAUGAAGGCAGACUCCGAUGGAGGAAGUGGCGAGGAUCAAGACGGGAGUCACAGCAAGAAAAAGGACAAGAAAUUCAAAAUGUCCCUGCUCUCCAGAAGAGGGUCAAAGGAUAAGUUUGCUGAUGACUCCAAGGAGGCAAAGACCAGAACACUACCAGCCCGAACUAAACCCUCAAAGGAGUAUUUUUCAGAUAUGCACGUUUCUGCAGGAGAGAAUGACGACGGGGAGCAGAAUGGGAUGGACUACAAAAAGAAACCUCUGAAGACCAAAGUCAAUCAGCUGCUUCGAAGAGCCUCCGCUGCGUCCUCCGUGCCGGAGAGACCACACGUGAACGGACAUUUACCUCAAGGAUCGAAGGACGAAGACUUCAGCAAGAAGAGCGUCAGCAAGAAAGACUCUGUACGCCGAUGGUCAGAGGGGACAGUUUUGGAUGCCAGCAGCGGUGAUGAGGAGGAGGAGGAGGAGGGAGGGGAUGCCCAGCACGAAGAGGCUGGCGGCCAUCGAUCUAAGAGAAAAAAGAAGGUGAAAAUCAAGUUUGUGCCACACAGAGGAUUCGCCAUCACUGUAGAAAAGACUGACAACGAGCCGAAGGGAGCGCACGGAUACACGCCUCGCAAAGGCUCAAAGGAGAAAUCACAAGAUGAAGUUCUCGGUGCACACGGAUACACGCCUCGCAAGAAGUCUCAGGAUGAUGUUUUUGAGGAUGUAGAGGAGCUGAAGGCCCAAAGUCUUCAGUCAACUAGCAAGGCUUUCAUGGAUGAUGAGCACUUCCAGAAAACACUCCACACGGCCGCUGGAUUGAAUGGAGAUGAAGAUCCACAUCCGAUGGAAGACUGCAGACCUAAGAAGCCGUCAAAGAUGAAACUGCCGCACGUGGGUCGUCGAAGCUCGAAGGAGGACAUGCUGGAUAACACGAGCUCUCAGAAAAUGAAGGGCAGCUUCUUGGCAGAGGAGUUAGACUAUGACGAGCUAAACGGGAUGGAGGACUGCAAACCGAAAAAGUCCAAACACAAAGCGCCUGUUCCCAUCCCCCGCAAAUCUAAAGCCACCACUGGAGAAAGUGAGCCGAUUGGGUUCAGCCACCACACGCCUCAGCAAGCAUCCAGCGAUGUCUUUGCUGAGGAUGACAUCACCCAAACAGGAAAUGAUUUCAUGAGUCCCGAAGAGAUGUGUGACAGCGAACAAGACGACCUGGAAACCUGCAAGCCGAAGAAGCCAUCGAAACUUAAAGCCCUAAAAAGACACAUGGCGAAGCGCAAAGCCAUGCAUCUCGAGUCCGAUCAUCCACCAGGAGCUACAUCUAGCGCCUACCUGUCAGAGGCCGCCAAGGCGGAGUGGCUGGCUGCUCAGAUGGACGAGCGAGCUGCAGCAGAUCUGGAGGAUGAGGAUGAGGAAGGGGACACUGACAGCUUGAUGGAGUGGUGGUACACUGUGGAGCAGUGGGAUGAGGUGCCAUCAGAUGAUGAAGACAAAGUCAUAAAAGAGGAUGAGUCCAAGGCAUUCACCGUCUUGGCGAACAAGGUACAUCGUGGCCUGCGCGUUUUCAACAAGGUCUUCACAGAACGGGCAGAGGUCCUGUGGCAGUCCAUCAUCACGCUGCACGCCAUCGCCGACGAUAUCAGCGAAUUCCACCAGAAAGCCAAGAUUGCUGGCAUCACCGGCGGCACCACCACAGCCGUGGGCGGUGUGGCGGCCAUCGCCGGCUUGGCUUUGGCGCCCUUCACCCUCGGUGCCUCGCUCGUAAUUACAGCUGUUGGUGUGGGCGUAGCAACAGCUGGCGGAAUCACUUCAGCCUCGGCGGCCAUCUCGGACAACGUUAACAACAUGCACGACCGGAAGAAGGUGGAGAUGGUUUUCGAGCAGUAUGAGGCUCACCUGCAGGACAUUGGGAAGAUCCUCCACUUUAUCAAUCAGGGCUUAUACAAACUCCGCGGCCAUCCCUUCCUCAGGUCUGGCACCCAGCACUACUCGGAGGACUGGGAGAUCCGCAGGGCCGUGCAGAUGAUCAGCUUGGUGGACACGCCCAUCAUGCGGGCAACAGACAUAACGGACUCGGCAAUCGCCUCGGUCCAAGCACUCUUCAAAGGCAUGGACAAGUACUUCAUCAAGGACUCCCGGGAGCUGAAGAAAAGCUGCAAGAAAGAGAUGGUGAGUCAGAUUAAAGAGGUCGCAAAUUUGCUCAAUGAUGGGAUAGUGGAGCUCAAUGCCAUCAGAGAAGAACUGCAGGAUGCCACUGGGAGUGUGUGAUGAUGCCACUUUGACAAUAAAAGAUCAACAACCCCCUCUCCUGGUGACAGGGAGGAAUUCAUCCACACACUCAAAGGGUUGUUGUUUGUUUUUGUUUUUUUUUAACAUCAGUUCAAGUCAAGUUCAAGUUAUGUAACAAACAGUUUGGACGAUCAACAGCAUAUUCCAAUAGAUCACAGUAGAAAAAAAUAAACAAACUAAAAUAACAACAGCCACUGUGGAGAUAAUAAGUCAUUAUUUCGUCAUGAUUUUAUUAGAUUGUUCGUGAUACAUUUGUAAUAUAUUGUAAGAUGUUUAAGGCACACUGACACACGGUCCUGUUAUGUGGGUGAAAGGUUUAAAUAGGUGUAUAAUAAGGUGUAUCAGCAUGUAACUUUGUGGUCACAGGAGGCUUAAUUUCCACAUUUGAAUUGAUUAUCAGUUGAAUUUAUGCACUCACUGUACAGGGGCACAAUGAAAUAACAAUAUAAUGCAACCUCUCACCUCUCUGACACAGCUUCCACAUCUAAAAUGUGAACAAAUUCUCAGUCUAAGUACUUUUUAUGUUUUGUCUGCAAUUCCUAUUAUUUCCAUAUAAUCAAUUGUUAUUGACUGUUGAUGAUGAGUUGAUUUUAAAGUUUCUGUAUUCAGUUUUUCAAAUGAUCAUCAGAAUAUCUUGUUUUCAGUGUUCAAGAGAAAAUGUGACCGUGCUCCGCAUUUACACAAAAACAAAUAAAUAAAUCAAUGUUGUACACACAGUAACUUGUUUUUAAUAUGUCAGUGCAUUGACAGACGUUGCUAAUUCGCAUUGCACAUCUGAGUAAUAACGUUGGUUGAACUGGCGGUUUGCUGAUGCACAGCUUUUGGUGGCACGUCUGUUGGUAAAUUAUUCCUACACUGAUUGAAAUGAUGGCACAAAAAACAUGUUGUUCCCCUGAUGUUCUGCACAGAAACUGGAGGCACUUUUGGUCGUACCGUGUGGCAUCCAUGCUGAGUGAUUUUUAACUGUAUGUGCCUCUGAAAGAUCAGGUUUAACUGUCAAGCUAAAGGUUAACUAUCCAUCCAUGUUAAUGUACUGUGAAUACAGAAAGAUUUCUUUGUCUGUUUUGUCAUAUUUAGUGGCAACUGCCCUUUAUUUUGUCUUCCACCUGUUAAGCACCCGUAAAGGUCUUAAAAUAUUCUGCUUCAGCACGUUCAAAUGUUGUAACGAAUCUGUGAAUAAAGCCUGUUUGUCAGUGUG
Molecule: messenger RNA, 5518 nt
Organism: Scatophagus argus
Lineage: Eukaryota; Metazoa; Chordata; Actinopteri; Scatophagidae
Exons: 36
Coding region: 148-4299 (1383 amino acids)
Biological process (GO): lipoprotein metabolic process; lipid transport
Cellular component (GO): membrane; extracellular region
Molecular function (GO): lipid binding
Source: RefSeq, a predicted model, not a curated record